AUGGCUAGAGAGAGCAAUGCUCCAGUCGAAGGCGUGACCCCCCGGAAGACAAAUGAGCAGUCUCAAAGCUCCGCCUCCCAACAUCCGGAGUUUGGCAGACCUUCGCCGAUGGGACAACCUCAACGCCAACAGCCACCCCAGCGUCCACAACAGCCUCAGCCUCGCCCGGUUACCUCCAACCACCCCUUCAAUAUUCCGAAGUCCAAUCAUUCAAGGCCUGAGCACCAUCGCCCCGUCCCUCGUCCAAAUUCCUCCUUUGCUACCCAACAACACGGAUCAUCCCACUACCGACCACAAGGUGCGCCAACACCAGGUGCGGGCAUGGCAACGCCCUCUGCGAAGCGACCAUUUGACCCAUUCAAGCCAGUCAGGCCCUCGGCAUACAAUGACCACCGCUCCUCGUAUCAAACGGGCGCCACACCCAUUAAACGCCCCCAACAAAUCAACUACACAACACCGGCUGCCCCGCGCGCUAUCUUUCAGUCCAAAGCAGGUCCACCCAAAGUAUCAAAUGCAUCGAAGAAUCUUCAGGCUUUUAUAGACUUGACCCAGGAUGACCCUCACCAGACUCAUAGGGACUCCCAGAGUACUAGCUAUGGGCCUAGCUUCGGCGCCAUGGACGUCAAUAGUUACGUUGAUACUGAGAAGGCGAAUGAAAACAUCAAAGCUCUUCUGGAAGGUGCCUUUGAGGACGACGAGGAGGGGAAGCCUGUCAAGUCCAAAUCCAAGAAGAAGGGCAAGAAGAAGCUAUCAAAGAAGGCGAAGGCUGCAGAGAAGGUCAAGUCUACUGAACCCGCCAAGGCGGAGAAAAAGGACGCAAGUGACGACUUGGACGAUCUGGCUGCCCAACUUGAAGGCGUUACUGUCAAUGAUACAAAAACAGCUGAACCGAAGCCCAAGGAGCUUGAUAUCAAGGUGCCCGGUACCUCGGAAGAAGCAUCGAAAUCAGACUCGGAGGCAGCGGAGAGGAGCGAUGUUGUCGACUCAGAGGGUGAGGAUGAGGAAGAUGAUGCAGAGGCUGAGAAUGACGAAGAAGACGAUGAAGAAGAAGAAGAAGACGACGACGAAGAUGCAAUCAUCCCAGGCUUGAAAGUCAAUCUUCUACCUCAUCAAGUCGAGGGCGUCAAAUGGAUGUGCAACAAAGAAACGGGCCAACGUACAACCAAGGGGAUUUAUCCCAAAGGUGGAAUUCUCGCCGACGACAUGGGUCUUGGAAAAACUGUCCAAGCCAUCGCCCUGAUUCUCCAAAACAACAAAUCCGAAUACGAAAACAGCGAUAAAUUCGAUUCAUCUGCGGCCAAGAAAGACGAUUAUGCACUGCCGACCGCCACACUCAGCAAGACCACACUCGUCGUGGCACCGUUAGCGCUAAUCAAACAAUGGGAAGGAGAGAUUCUCGAUAAAAUUGAGAAAACACACAGACUUCGUGUUUGUGUGUAUCACGGCACAAACCGUGCGAAGACAGCCACUUCGCUGGGUGAUUACGAUGUUGUAAUUACGACUUACGGAACUCUCACAUCAGAGUCUGGAACAGCUGCCGCAGACAAGGCUAAGAAGUCUGGAAUCUUCUCUGUUUAUUGGUAUCGCGUCAUUCUCGACGAGGCUCACACUAUCAAGAACCGGAACGCAAAAGCUACUCAGGCAGCCUAUUCUCUUGAUGCCAAGUUCCGCUGGUGCUUGACCGGAACUCCGAUGCAGAAUAACCUUGAUGAGUUGCAGAGUCUGAUAAGAUUCCUCCGGAUCAAGCCAUACGACGAACUGGCUGCUUGGAGGGAUCAGAUCAGUCGUCCUCUCAACAACGGCCGUGGUGGCCUCGCUAUCCAACGCCUACAAAUCUAUCUGAAGGCUUUUAUGAAACGUCGCACCAAGGACGUCCUGAAAAACAACGACAACAUGAAGGCCGGUGCAGACGGGAAGAAUAAAAAGUCGAAUGGCUUCCAUAUCGUCAAGCGUGAAGUCAUUAGGGUGGAUGGGGAGCUUAUGGAAGGCGAAUUGAACUUCUAUAAACGCCUCGAAAAACGGACGGAAAACAGAUUGGAGGAAAUGAUGGGGGGCAAGCUUGACUACGCUGGAGCGUUGGUCUUGCUCUUGCGUCUUCGUCAAGCUUGCAACCACCCCGAUCUGGUCAAGAGUGACUUGGCUGCGGAUAAGGACGUCCUUUUGCAGAAUGGCAACACUGGUAGUCAGUCUAAGGAGACGAAAUCGAAUGAACUGGAUGACGUGGCCGAUCUUUUCGGUGCUUUGAGUGUUGUCACGAAGAAAUGCGAUGUUUGCCAGACCGAGCUCAGUCAGGAAGAGGGAAAGAGUGGCGCAAGCCGCUGCGGCGAGUGCGAGACCAACUUGAAUACCGAUUUCAUGACCAAGACCAAGAAGGACAAGUCAAAGAAGAAGAAGGCAAAUCGACACCGCAAGGAAACCGCCCCGGAAGCCGACCCUCAAGCCGCACGAUCCCGCAAGAACCGACGUGUCAUUCUGGAUAGUGAUGACGAGGAGGAGGAUGCUGAGUGGAUUGUCCCAGAAGACAAACGUGAUAUGCCAAACCUCGGCAAGGCUGGAGGCUCUGAUGAUGAAGAUGCCGAAGGCGGGGGAGACUGGCUGGGCGUAUCUGACUCGGAUACAGAAGACGAGAUUGAUUCUCCUUCACGCAAGAAGAGCCAGCCUAUCAUUCUCAGCGAUUCUGGAGAUGAAACAGCUUCCGGGUCCGAAUCCGACGAGGAUAUCUACGAAACCCCGGAGGCAGCUGACGGUGUGCUGCCUUCAACCAAGAUCCGCCAAUUGAUGAAGAUUCUCAACAAAGAGUCGGCGGACUACAAAUUCAUCGUGUUCUCGGUCUUCACAUCUAUGCUCGACAAAGUUGAGCCCUUCUUGAAGCGCGCCAAUAUUGGCUUCGCUCGUUAUGAUGGUGGAAUGAGGAAUGAUCACCGCGAGGCGAGUCUGAACAAGCUUCGCAAUAACAGCGGUACCCGUGUGCUUCUCUGCAGUUUGCGGGCUGGUGCCCUUGGACUCAAUUUGACCGCAGCCAGCCGCGUCGUGAUUAUGGAGCCUUUCUGGAACCCCUUCGUGGAAGAACAAGCCAUCGAUCGCGUUCACCGCCUCAAUCAGACAGUUGACGUCAAGAUCUACAGAAUGAUCAUCAAAAACAGUGUCGAGGAGCGAAUCGUCGACCUCCAAAAUCGAAAGCGCGAACUCGCCAAUAUGACCAUUGAGGGCAAGUCUGCCGCAGGCAAGCUGACCAUGCGCGACAUGAUGGCCCUGUUUGGUCGGGAUGCAGAGUCUCGUUUCGAGGACAAGCAGGAUACGUUGGAUUUCAAGAAGCCGAGCGUUCUCCGGGGACCUGACGAAGACAAAGAUUAUGCGCCUUCUUCACAGAAUUCAGUACGUUCUGAUUCCCGAGAUCAGGCGCGGCGACAACAGUCGAAUCGUUCCAGUCCAGAGGACUCGGUUUAUGGUCGGCGUUGGUAG
Molecule: messenger RNA, 3462 nt
Organism: Penicillium manginii
Lineage: Eukaryota; Fungi; Ascomycota; Eurotiomycetes; Eurotiales; Aspergillaceae
Product: putative SNF2 family helicase/ATPase
Exons: 2
Coding region: 1-3462 (1153 amino acids)
Cellular component (GO): cytoplasm
Molecular function (GO): ATP binding; ATP-dependent chromatin remodeler activity
Source: RefSeq, a predicted model, not a curated record